GUAGGUAUAAUAACUACAGUAAUAUCAUUAUCUAUAGAUAUUAAGAAACACUCAACCAAGAAUGUUCAGCCAAAAUUAUUAAUUGUUUCGGAGCAAUCGUCAACUUUGUGGUUUUAAAAUAACGCCAGUUUUGUUAAACAUGUUCUGAUAAAAUUAUGUACGAUAAAGACAUGACUUUUAGCUCCACAUGCAUUAUUUAAGUAAACUGUAAAGUUGACAUCAAUAGGAAAUACUUUUCGGAAAGCCACUACGUAAAAUUUGAUGGUUAGCUUUAUUGGAGCUUUAACAAAACAAUACACACUAAACGUAUUUUAACUGUCAACUUAUAAGAGUUCUUGAGAUACAGCCCAUUACCAGCCAGGCAAACAAUGUAAGUUUAAUAUAAUGGGAUUCCUAUUUUUACUAUUUGGGCACGGUACCUUGAAAAUAGCAUCAUAUUGCGAAUCACAAUAUCAACAAACCUAAACGUGUUGUUUACAGCCCGCAGACAAUAACACAAAUAAAAUGACGCUUGGUAACAGUGCAUUAGUACCUAGACUUAAGUCAGUUGGGUGCAUCUUAAAUGUGGCCAUAUCUUCCAAGUAAGAAAUGAAAGGCUAAAAUUUAAGUAAGGAUGGCUUCAUACGAACAAAACGACAUUGUUUCGGAGAAGAGGCCCCCAAAGCUGGUGGCACCGCAAGCGGAUUCAUGGAGGUUCCGUAUUUCCCACUUCAAUGUGGUGGCCUUCUCUUAUUGGCAUGCGGCCGGGCUAUAUGGCCUGUACUUGUGUUUCACAUCAGCUCGAUGGCCUACUAUAUUCCUCGCUGCAAUUCUAACAGAAGCAUCAACACUAGGCGUCCUAUGCGGUGCUCACAGACUUUGGUCCCACAAGAGCUACAAAGCCAAGCUGCCCCUUCAGAUCAUCCUGGUCAUAUUCCAAACACUAUCCGGCCAGUACUCGGUCUACAACUGGGUCCGAGACCACAGAAUGCACCAUCGCUAUAGCGACACGGAUGGUGACCCGCAUAAUGCCACUAGAGGAUUCUUUUACUCGCACAUCGGUUGGUUGUUAGUGCAGAAACACCCUGAGGUCCACAAGCGAGGACAGGACGUAGACAUGUCUGAUAUAACGAGCAAUCCUCUACUGGCUUUUCAAAGAAAACACGCGGCGAUCCUAUUCACCUUGAUAUGCUACGUGCUGCCAACCAUUAUCCCAGUAUAUUUCUGGGAAGAAACGCUCAGCACCGCGUACCACGUUAACAUACUGCGGUUCAUCCUCUGCCUCAACUUCACGGGCCUAAUCAACAGCGCUGCACACGUUUUUGGAAACAGACCUUACGAUAAGGAAGUGAUGGCCACUGAGAAUGACUCAGUAAUGUUAUUGACCCUUGGUGAAGGCUCUCAUAAUUACCACCACGUGUUUCCUUGGGACUAUCGAGCAGCAGAGCUGGGAAGUUGGUUUAAUUUCUCUAAGACUUUCAUUGAUUUCUUCGCGUUGAUUGGUUGGGCGUACGACUUGAAGACAGCCGAUCGAAAAAUUAUCAUCAGUAGAGUUGAAAGAACUGGAGAUGGAUCAUAUGAAGGAAAGGAAAUGAGAAGCGAACGCAAUCGCGGGCAAUAAAUUAAUUUGUAAUGUUAGUCUCUCAAAGAUAGGUGAUAAUGAUAGAAUCUGUUCGUAAUUUUGCUGACGAAAAUUGUAGACUAAUAAUGAGUAUAAUGACUCAUUACGUAAAACAUUAGAGAAAAAACACACAAAUAAUACAGGUCAGCUAUUGUAUUAGAAUCCAUAAAAAUAUUAUUUUUAAAUAUCUUGAAAAAUCUAUUUUGAUUUUAAAUGUUUUAGUGCCGAUGUAAAAUUCUUGCGUUAUUAGGGCUCAAUACCUCAAAGAAAAUAACCAAAAUCCCCAUAGGUUAGCAAAAUACAUUUUAAAUGAAAUACAGGGUGUUUAUUUAGUCACCUGCAAUAAUUUACGGGCUGAAUAUAUACGUCAUACUGAGCAACUUUUACUAUAGGACCAACCCCGAAAUUGCGAAUAAAAUGUUUACACUCCCAUAGAAAAUGUCAAGCUCAGACAGCCAAAAUGUAUGUAACAGUUGGCUAGUUGGCUGUUUCAUUAUUUUUUUAAUUCGCGAUUUUGGGGUUGAUCCCAUGGUAAAAGUUGCUCGGUAUGACCUAUAUAUUCAUCCCGUAAAUUAAUGCACGUGACUAAAUAAGCACCCUGUAAACUGACUUUUGUAAUUAUUUUGUAAACAAAUCAAUGGAAAUUAUUUUUUUAAGUUUUAUAUAAAGCUUGUCUACAUAUUAUGCUUGUUUUGUAAAUAAAAGUUGUCAUUUUAUAAAUAUGUAAUACCAACUCAGUGUAGACAAGGAAACGUUGACAUUUAAUUUUAACCAAAUUCGCCCAAGCGAACUUCAGACGGAACUGCAACAGCAACAAACAUCACAGUUUACAACCAAAACACAGCGCCACAGGAAAAAAUCUUCAGCCAUUUUGGAAAGCUACAAAAAUAAUGGUCUACGUACAUUGCGCGGUUUGCACACAGUUCCUCGUUACGGUCGGUGGCGAUGGCGGCCAUAACUUCAAAGGUUUUAUGGGCGCGCCCCGCGCCGUCUAAAUAUUUAGGUAAUAAUUACAUAAGUACACGUAUGUAGGUCUUAUAUAGCUACAUGUGGAAUGGAAUGACUGCCGAGGCCUAUUUGUUUUUAUGACCUAUAUUUUUAUUGGAUUGAUGUUUUUAGAGAUGAAAUUGGCGUUUAUUUAUGUGAGAACGUAAAGUCAAAAGGUUUCUGAAGAUUCAAUCCCAACUUUUCCAUUCUGCUUUGAUAGAGGUACCUAUGUACUAAUCAUUUUAAUCAAAAGUGUAGAAAAUCUACAUAGAUUUGCUAUUUGGGAAUACUUGGCCCUUGCUUCAAGAUGCUGCAUUCUGGUUUAACGAGGUUUUUUAAUGUCUUCACAUAUUUAAAUAAAUAAUAAAUAAAUAAAUAUUAUAGGACAUUAUUACACAAAUUGACUAAGUCCCACAGUAAGCUCAAUAAGGCUUCUGAGACAACACUCAUCACACGAAUAAAUGCCCUUACCAGGAUUUGAACCCGGGACCAUCGGCUUCAUAGGCAGGGUCACUACCCACUAGGCCAGACAGGUCGUCAAUAUUUGUCGAGUAACCAAAGAAAAUUUGGAGUAUCUCAGUGGUCAUUGUUGAUAAAACUGUAUUUUUCAUUGGGUUAUGAGCAUUUUACGGUAUUCUAUGAGUUUUUAUUAAUGAAUUCUUAUUCUGUGAUACAACGAGUGAAUGCCGCCAGCAUCCUUGGUACAAUUUUAGAUUUAAGCUAGUUCUAGUAUCCUCUGUAUAUUGUUAUUGUUAAUAAAAUAAUCGCUAGUUAAAUUGCAUUUUGUUAAUAAGUUUCUUUGUUUUCGUA
This is a messenger RNA of Cydia pomonella (codling moth), 3397 nucleotides long. Its product is annotated as acyl-CoA Delta(11) desaturase-like. Lineage: Eukaryota; Metazoa; Arthropoda; Insecta; Lepidoptera; Tortricidae. The record is from RefSeq and is a predicted model, not a curated record. Bases 614 to 1600 code for a protein of 328 amino acids. The transcript has 4 exons. Gene Ontology annotation, molecular function: iron ion binding; stearoyl-CoA 9-desaturase activity. Gene Ontology annotation, biological process: unsaturated fatty acid biosynthetic process. Gene Ontology annotation, cellular component: endoplasmic reticulum membrane.